Molecule: messenger RNA, 1833 nt
Organism: Mesocestoides corti
Lineage: Eukaryota; Metazoa; Platyhelminthes; Cestoda; Cyclophyllidea; Mesocestoididae
Source: the annotation of a GenBank genome assembly
AUGAACGAGGAAAAUUCUGAAUUGGAAGUCGAAACACCGACCAAACCGUGUACUUAUCCAGCUCUGACGACACCGUCGGGGGGCAGUGUGUACCAUCCCUUCCACGAGGGGUACAUCUCCCGGCUAGGCCAGGUCACCGUCACCCCGGGGCUGUUUGCCUCACACACCGGCGGGGCCAAAACUCCCUCAAAAAGGGAGGCAAUUCCACCCAAUCCCUUUGUCUGGUCUCCGGAGGUGCAGGGCGACUUGUUCCCAACUGAGAUCGACGAAAAUCCCACUGCCCAACUCAAAUUGCAGCGAAUGCUGGAUGCAGACGUGAGUGGAAGCCAGGUUGUUUCGAACUGUCCUGCCUUUAAUUUUGCCAAAAUUAACGAAAAGCGCAACGGAGUCGGUGUGCAGGAUUUCCGCUCACUGCUGCGUUUACUUGCUGACAUAGAGACUGUGAUAGGAGUUCCCACAUGUACUCGUCGUUCUCAGUCGCCUUUCUUGCCGUUUCAGGAAGACGAUGCCGCACAAAGCAAGAUAAGGACCUUUUUUCACUGCAACGUCAUCGCUCCCAGUCCCGAAGGGUCCGUGCAGCAGUCGAAAGCGACUCUCGCUAGUAAGGCUGCGGGCAAGGCAGAGCAUGAAGCAAUCAUGAUGGCGGACGGACUUGUCUUUGCAUUCCGUUGCGUAGUGGAAGUUCAGACCGCAGUUUCCAUAGCGCCGGACACCGAUUUGGUGUCCCUUCUUCAGAAAGUACUGCAACUAAACGAGCCGGGGAGUUCACCGAGCGUCGGUUGCGCCGCCCACGAGUCCCCCGGAAUCGCCUUUUUCGAGGCCGGCGCGCAGCAAGUUAAGCAGCCCUACCCGCAUAGCUCGCUCUUCUUGUGCGUCUCCUGUCACCAGGCUCACUCACUCAAUCGAUACAGUCGUCGAAGUAUGUUUAUUGAGGCUGCUUCUAUGGAGACCAUCAAAGAUGUUCCGCAUUUUGCAUCCUGGGAGCUGUCGUAUGGUGCUUCAACGCACCAGCAGCAACUGGAACCCCCAGGGGUCGCUGUCGAGCAGACAACCCUGCCAUCUCCCUCUCCACCACUCCAUUUGAAGACAGCCAAGACGCCGGUCACACGCAGUCAGUCUCGACGCAUCGAGACCAACCACUUUGUCAAGACAGACGAUAAUGUGGCAGAAGGGUCGACCUGGGGUUUUGGUGAUUGCACUACUGUCCAGAAGCUGCCCCACUCUGGUCGGCAUUUUGCACUGAAAAACUUUCGUGUUCGUAGAAACUCCUCCGAGGAUAACUCAAGCUCGCAAGACGUCCUGUAUCAGUCGGCAAGAGAGACUCUGUCCACACAACGUGAAGAGGUCGAAGACGCUGAGACAUUUGCAGAGGACUUUGGUCUGCCCGUCAGUUGGGCCACCGAGGCAGUUGUGUGCAGUUACAGUCAACAGGAUGCCUCCAUGCAAGAGGUAGACCAACCUACAAGUCGACCGCAUCAUUGCAGCGGGACAGAUCUUACUGAGCUUUUCGACCGAGCCGAUAUAACGCCUAUCAAGAAUUUGUCGCAUUGCCUGGGAACCUCACAUCACCUCGAUCCCGUAAGUAGAGUGAGUCCAGUGGCGGCAGGGAGGACCAGCCCCGAGGCCGGCGCCUUCCAGCAGCACCUCCAGCUCUCCUUCACGGUUGACGAUGAGAGCACUCGCGAUGCUUGUGGCAUUCCUCAGAGGAGGAGGCAGGGAUCGCGUCAACAGGCUAUGCUCAGCCCCAGACUCUCGCCCAUCCCACGCGCCAGUGGGCAUUCCCCAAUGGACGAUGAGUUUGGUUAUUCAAAUGAUUACGAUUUUUCUGAUUGA